AUGGAUACAAAGUCAUCGUGCUGGUUUAUUAUUUAUAUAAUAGGUGUUUUAAAUAUUCUAUCUGAUUCAACUGAGUCACAUAUUCUAUUGAAUAUAAUAAGACAAAAAUAUGCAUCAGCGAAACCAAUCAACAAUUUUUUUCAGUAUGAAUCGACUAUUCCAACAUCUUUAAAAACUAAUACGGCAGGAUUACAUACGAAUAUUAACGUUCAAUUGCUUAUAACAAAAUCAAAUUCUUAUCUAUAUAAUUCCGAUGAAGCUGAUAAUGAUAAUCAGUUAGAUCGAUAUAAACGAGAUGCAACUUCAUUUGUUUGUAAAGAGGAUGGUUAUUAUCCUGACCCAUCAAAUUGUCGAAUAUAUCAUAUAUGUACAUCAGGUAUUGAUACAACUACUACUUGUGCUGAAGGUACAUUAUGGGAUCCAGCAAAGAAAAUUUGUGGUUGGGAAAAUACAAUUGAAUGUAAAAAAGGUAUUCGUAAAUGGGAUCAAAUAACAGAUAUUCGAGUGACUCUAUUUGCUAAUGCUACACGAGUAACAAGAAAAUCAACGACAACACGUUUACCAAUUAAAGUUGAUUCAAAUUUUACUUGUGAAUAUGAUGCUGAUGGAUAUUUUCCUGAUCCAAAAUAUUGUCAUAUUUAUCAUUAUUGUGGUAUUGGUGUACAUACAGUACUACAAUGUUCUGAUAAUCUUUGGUUUUCACCAAUAUCAGAAGAAUGUGAAUGGCCAGAUAAAGCUAAAUGUACAGCAGCUGGUGAUUUCUAUACAUCAUCAUUAAUAUCAACAAAUCUCGAUAAUCAAAGUGAAAGAACUGAUUCUUCUAAACAGAAUACUCCUUAUCCACCCAUUCCGUGUCCAAAAGGGAUUCAAGAACAUUUUCGUGAUCCAUAUGAUUGUUCAACAUUUCAUUAUUGCAAUGGUGGUGUUGAUAAAUCUGGAUUUUGUGAACCAGGUCUUUUCUGGGAUAAAAAACUUGGUUGUCAAUGGCCAAAAGAUGUUUCUAAUUGUGAACAUAAAUGUCCACCAAACGGGCAACCAUUACGUUUUGUAGCUCCUGAUAGUUGUUGUCAUUACUAUGAAUGUGUCAAUGAUCAUCUAAAAGAAAAAGUUUGUCCAUUACAUAAACUUUUCUCAGUUGAAACAAAAAGUUGUGAACAUUUUCAAGUUGUCAAAUGUGGUGCAAGAAAAAAUUGUAUUGAUUCUUGUGAUUAUGAUUAUUCGCCAUUAUGUGAGGCUGUACCUAAUUGUCGAGAUAGACCAAAUGGUAAUUAUGCUGAUCAAUAUCGAUCAAAUUGUCAAUAUCAUUAUACAUGUCUUGAGAGUCGUACAUUUAAUUAUACAUCAUGUCAACUUGGUUUUCGUUUUUCUGUUCAAUAUCAAAAAUGCUUACCUGCUAAACAAGUUAAAUGAGAAGAUAUUGAUGAACGAUUAUAUAAAGUAAAUUUUAAACAAAAUCUUCUAAAAAUUUUUAUUUCUAUUUUAAUAAAAUUAUAA
Rotaria sordida is the source of this 1494-nucleotide messenger RNA. The record is from the annotation of a GenBank genome assembly. Lineage: Eukaryota; Metazoa; Rotifera; Eurotatoria; Philodinida; Philodinidae.